AUGUCGAACAUCUGGAUCGCUGCCUCUGACGGCAACACCUCCCAAGUUCUCUCCUACCUCUCGGCCCGGCCAAGCCUUGUAAACGCCAAAGACGAAAACGGGUAUACCCCGAUUCACGCUGCAGCUUCGUAUGGACACCUCGAUCUACUUCGUACAUUAAUAAAAGACCAUGGUGGCGAUGUAAACCUCCGCGAUGACGAUGGCGAUACACCGUUAUUUACAGCUGAGACUGUGGAGGUUGCGAAGCUUUUGGUCGAAGAGUUGGGGGCUGAUUGGAGUUUGAAGAAUGAUGAUGGGUUGACAGCUGCUGAAACAAUUGAAGGAGAAGAUGCAUACCCCCUCGUAGCAGAGUACCUCCAAACACUGGCAUCCAAAGAAGCGAUCUUGAGUUCAGACGCUGGAGUUCCACCGGCCGGUAUCGCAGUCAAUCUCACAUCUAUGGACGAAGUCGCCGAAGAACUAGAGCCGGUCGACGAAGAGUUUAAGAGAAAGAUUGAAGAACUAGCAUCAAGACCUGGAGAGUAUACUCAGGAAGAACUGCGACAGCUGGUUACUGAGGCUGUUCAUAAACACAUUUUGGAACCUGAGGAGAGGAAUGUUAAAGCGAAGGAGAGCAGGGAGGAGUGA
Messenger RNA from Orbilia oligospora ATCC 24927, 627 nucleotides. RefSeq lists its product as uncharacterized. Lineage: Eukaryota; Fungi; Ascomycota; Orbiliomycetes; Orbiliales; Orbiliaceae. Gene Ontology annotation, molecular function: protein binding. The transcript has 2 exons. The record is from RefSeq and is a predicted model, not a curated record. Bases 1 to 627 code for a protein of 208 amino acids.